Molecule: messenger RNA, 1325 nt
Organism: Brachypodium distachyon (stiff brome)
Lineage: Eukaryota; Viridiplantae; Streptophyta; Magnoliopsida; Poales; Poaceae
Product: hemolysin A
Exons: 9
Coding region: 146-1045 (299 amino acids)
Biological process (GO): methylation
Molecular function (GO): RNA binding; methyltransferase activity
Source: RefSeq, a predicted model, not a curated record
CUAUCCCCUCUCCGGUUCUCCCCAAAAUUUGGCGGCUCGGUGCUCUCUCUCUCUCUCUCUCUCUCCAGUCCCAGUCGCCGGCGGGGUCGCAGAAUCUGACUGACUGAGGUAGGGUCUACCGGAGAGGGAGAAGAAAAAGGUGGCGAUGAUGGCUUGCAGGCUCCGAUUUCACCAACUUAGGCUGAUUGGCGUCCGACCGGCCUGCUGCUCUCCGUCCCGGGAGUUUGCUGCGGUGAAAUCCAAAAAAAUCCAGCUCCCCAAGAAGAAACGGCGCUUGGAUGAAGUGUGUCUUGAAAGGUUUCAACAAUACAGCAGAACGUACAUCCAGUCAUGGAUUCUUCAGGGUAAGGUCCAUGUGAAUGGACGAGUCGUGAAUAAAGCUGGAACACAAGUAUCUGACAAGUCGGUCAUAGAAAUCAAGGCUGAAAUCCCAAAAUAUGUAUGUAGAGCUGGGCAUAAGCUAGAGGCAGCUAUCAAAGAAUUUGGAGUUGACUGUGAUGGAAAGGUAGCCCUUGAUUCAGGGCUGUCUACAGGCGGGUUUACCGACUGUUUGCUUCAGCAUGGGGCAUCACAUGUUUACGGUGUUGAUGUUGGCUAUGGACAGGUGGCUGAAAAAAUUCGUGUGCAUGAACAUGUUUCAGUAAUUGAACGUACAAAUUUAAGACAUCUUUCUGAGCUCCCACAACUGGUUGACUUGGUGACGCUGGACCUAUCAUUCAUCUCAAUUCUCGUGGUUAUGCCUGCUGUAGUCAAAGUAAUGAAGACAGAGUCGACGUUGAUAGCACUUAUCAAACCACAAUUCGAAGCUCGUAGAUCUCAGGUAGGAAGUGGUGGAAUUGUUCGCGAUCCUCUGGUUCAUAAAGAGGUGGUAGAUAGGAUCAUCUCUGGCAUAGAGCAGUUUGGAUUCCGCAACGAGGGCUGGAUUGAAUCUCCACUAAAGGGCGCAGAAGGGAACAUUGAGUUUCUUGCCUGCUUCCACAGGAUCCCCGUGCCAGAGCCACAGGAAGAGGCUGAGGCACAGGUAGCACAGGCACAGGAAACAUGACUAAUGUCCAGGCUAUGCUAGAUCUAUUUUUUUUCCAGCGAAUAGCUGGAGAAUUAGCAUGGUGUGAUAUUAGCGAUAAAACAACGGUUUGCCAUUAUUGUCAAGCAAAAGCAUCUGGAUUCCCUGUCUAGCUAUAUCCUGGGACAUUUUGUAUAUGCCACUGAAGUUGUGACAUUUUGCUCGGCAAGAUGUACAAUAGAGAUCCAGAAAUGACAGCGAGAUACUCUGUUGUAUAUCAGAUUUGAAAACUUCCUGAUGGCAUGAAAUCACAAAUUCAUGA